AGAAAUUGAAGUCACAGAUUUAUUGGUUCAAGAACUCACAGCACAGGGAACGUUCGAGAGCGAAGAAGAGAGCAAACGGCGUGAAGUCGUUUUAGGCAAACUUGAUAAACUUGUAAAAGAAUUUGUUUACAAUAUUAGUCGGGAAAAAAAAAAACUCCCAGAAGCUGAUGCCAGAGAAGCUGGGGGGAAGAUCUUCACUUUCGGCUCAUACAGGCUAGGGGUUCAUGGAGCUGAGAAUCUUGCAUUGGCACAUCCUUUUGUAAAAGGGUUUGAUAAAAUUUAUCAUUGUACAAGUGACCAAAUGGCGACUGAUGUGAUGCACGGAAUUUUUGAUUCAACGUCAACCAGUGAUAAAAAUAGCACGGAAUUAUCACAAAAUGGUACAGAACCGGCUACUGUUCGUGAUAUAUAUACUACUACCUUCUAUGUUGGAUUAGAUAUCAAUCCUAGAGAUCGUAGCCACGAUUCUGUAAUAUCUAGUUCGGAAUUACCUCCUGAGGUAUUUGAAGAUGGCCAGAAGAAACGAGAAGACUUCUCAAAGAAACGAAAACGUGUCGGACUUACUGAGAAGAAACUUAAAACCUCUGGACAAAAAGUAGCAUCUAAUGAUAGGAUGUCCAAUAUAUCCUCGAAUUUAUGUAGCUGA
This is a messenger RNA of Racocetra fulgida, 646 nucleotides long. NCBI's taxonomy places the organism in Eukaryota, Fungi, Glomeromycota, Glomeromycetes, Diversisporales, Gigasporaceae. The record is from the annotation of a GenBank genome assembly.